Sphaeroforma arctica JP610 is the source of this 1263-nucleotide messenger RNA. RefSeq lists its product as hypothetical. Gene Ontology annotation, molecular function: RNA polymerase II general transcription initiation factor activity; TBP-class protein binding; RNA polymerase II general transcription initiation factor binding. Gene Ontology annotation, cellular component: transcription factor TFIID complex. The record is from RefSeq and is a predicted model, not a curated record. The transcript has 3 exons. NCBI's taxonomy places the organism in Eukaryota, Ichthyosporea, Ichthyophonida. Gene Ontology annotation, biological process: transcription by RNA polymerase II; RNA polymerase II preinitiation complex assembly. The annotation marks the transcript as partial.
AGGUCGAAGGCAAUAGGCUGUCCAUAUCGAAAGCCGCAGUGGACUCUUCCAACAAGUCACGUAAGCUGGUUGUUCGACUGAAUACGAAGAAUGUUACCGACGACGACGAUUUCCAGGACCUCGAAUGCGACGAGUCCGACGACGAAGAUGCGUACUCAGAAGCCCCCCGGUUCAAGGUGAGCCGGCGCAGGACCACCCCAUUGGUAGAGAUCAGCAAGAAGCUGGAAGAAGCCACAGAACUUAUGAAGGAGGUGCAGAACAGCGAGGAUUUCCACUUCAAGGUGGAUAAACGACACGUGCCAGAUUACUUCACAAAGAUCAAGAACCCCAUGGAUUUGGAGACGAUGCGUAUCAAGGCCAGGGGGCAACACUACCAAAGCCGCGCCCAGUUCUUUGAGGACCUGACGCUCAUGAUUGAUAACUGUAUAACAUACAACGGACCGCACCAUCACCUGGUGAACGUUGCCAGGGAGAUGCAAAUAAUCGCAGAGAGCUUCUUGCAUGGUUCUGAUGUCGAGUCUGAGCUGGGCGAAGCUGAGCGCACACUCAAUCCCGUGGCGGACGGUACGGGACGACACCACAUCCCAUAUCCGGGUGAUGCAUGAGAGCAUUGAGAUGUAGAACUUCUUAAUAUCAAUUAAAUUAGAUAUCGGUAUAUAUAUGAUGGGGUAUGUAUGCAUGGUGGUACAUCGUGUUUAAAACAAUACUUCUUGGAGUUGUUGAAAUGUUGUCCACGCCCCUCAAUUCGCCUGUAGUGACGUCGUCUCUGGCGUCUACGCUUCGCUGGUGGUAGGCGUGGGUUGCUAUCCCGAAAUACGCUGUCGCCUACUGUUGUGGGUUGUUGCUGCCCUAGUGGAGGGAGUUCAGAAGAUGAUACGCUGGAACUCUCUAAAGACGAAUUAGGAGACAAAUCGGCACUUGUUACAUAUCCACGAGUGUCGACCUGCCCCUGGUUCGCACGCAGGUCAGAGGUUGCUACCGUCUCUGGUGCAUGAUCAUCUUCCUGUUGCUGAGUUGGUGUACCGUUAGGUUAUCGUUCUUGCCCUCGGGCUAGGCAUACCCGACGUAAGAUUGCUUCGCGCGGUAGUGCGCGACCUGUUCCUCUGCCGCCUAGGGCUGGAUAGGUCUUUCCUUGGGGCGGUAACGCUUCGUACCACGUUGAUUGAUAUCAUCGAGUACGCUACGUUUUGUCGAGGAUUAGGCACUGUUGUGGGAUCAAAUGUCUAUAGGAACCGAAUAUUGAAUCCGUAACGUUCGCUUUAG